This is a messenger RNA of Melospiza melodia melodia, 437 nucleotides long. RefSeq names its product NADH:ubiquinone oxidoreductase subunit A2 (gene NDUFA2). Lineage: Eukaryota; Metazoa; Chordata; Aves; Passeriformes; Passerellidae. The transcript has 3 exons. Bases 30 to 332 code for a protein of 100 amino acids. The record is from RefSeq and is a predicted model, not a curated record.
CCACCCCCGCUGUUGUCCGGGCAGGGAAGAUGGCGGCGGUCUCUGUGAAGAGCAUCGGGGGCAGGCUGGGCCUGGCGCUGAGGGAGCUCCGCAUCCACCUGUGCCAGCGCUCCCCCAGCAGCCGCGGCGUCAGGGAAUUCAUCGAGCAGCACUACGUGACCCUGAAGAAGGCGAAUCCCGAUUUCCCCAUCCUGAUCCGCGAGUGCUCCGGUAUCCAGCCCAAGCUGUGGGCGCGGUACGAGUUUGGGAAAGAGAAGAGCAUCCCACUGAGCAACCUGAGCGUGGAUGAAGUGGCCAAGGCCCUGGAGAGCGUUGUGAAAAGCCAUGCAUGACAACAGACAGGAAGUACACACCUGCUGGACACCUGACUGAUUAUCUUUAAUGUCCAAGAUGUAUCUUUAAUUUAUCAGUUCAUAAACACAAUGUGCUUACCUUGA